CGCUCACCCACACUCUCUCUCUGUCUCGUCCCUCAGUCAGUUUUAGUGCAGCUCUCUCUCUGUGUCUACUCUGUUCACUUCUUUAUCUCCACAGAGACGUUCUGAACUCAUAAUGGCCGAUAAAAGUCGUUCUGUAACAAAGAGGAAGGAGAGGAAAGAGAAGGAGUCAGCUGAAGUGGUGAAGGAGGUGAGGAAUGAAGGAGAUAAGGAUGGAGGAGAAGUUUCCUCUGAGGCUGCAACGAGUAACGGAGAGAAUGGAGAACUUCAGGUGGAACCGAUGGAACUUCCUCCAUUUGAAAUCAUCGCUGGAGACCGGAUCGAUCCUUUCGUCUUUAAGUUCCAGUUUAAGAACGUGGAGUACUCGUCAGGCCGUAAUAAGACGUUCCUGUGUUACCUGGUGGACAGAGGAGACAUGGCUGAUGGGCUGCUGAGAGGAUAUCUGGAGGAUGAACACACAGGACCGCAUGUGGAGGAGGCCUUCUUUACACAGUGUAUUCCUCACUAUGACCCAGCUCUCAAAUACACUGUGACCUGGUAUGUGUCGUCCAGUCCAUGCUCUGCUUGUGCAGCGAAGAUUGCUGAGGUGUUAAAAGUGAGGAAAAACAUCAAACUGAGCGUGUUCGCUGCUCGUCUGUUUGAGUGGGAGGAGUCAGAGAUCCAAGACGGACUGAAAAUGCUGCACGCUGCUGGCUGUAAGCUGAGAGUGAUGAAGCCACUGGACUUCUCAUACACCUGGGAGACGUUUGUGGAGAACGAAGAACAACCUCUGAACCUGUGGGAGGACUGCAAAGACAACUAUGAGUUUUACCAGGAGAAGCUGGCCGACAUUUUACAGUGACCACAGACUCCACCAUCAGUGGUCACCAUAGCAUCUUCAAAGAGGACUCCUGUUGAUAUAAUGAUAGUUAUAAUUAAAUGUUUUAAACCUCAUGGUGCAAAUUGGUGCAAACACAUCGUACAGCUCUACAAGACUUUAAACACAUCGUACAGCUCUACGUGACUUUAAACACAUCGUACAGCUCUACAAGACUUUAAACACAUCGUACAGCUCUACAAGACUUUAAACACAUCGUACAGCUCUACAAGACUUUAAACACAUCGUACAGCUCUACGGGACUUUAAACACAUCCUACAGCUCUACGUGUAUUAAACACAUCGUACAGCUCUACAAGACUUUAAUCACAUCGUACAGCUCUACAAGACUUUAAACACAUCGUACAGCUCUACGGGACUUUAAACACAUCGUACAGCUCUACGUGACUUUAACAUAUUGUGCGGCUCUACUUGACUUUUCUAAGCUUUUUUAUUUGGAUUUUAUUUUGUAUUCAGAAAAGUUUUGCACAGUGUCAUGUUCAUGUUGUGGUGCUUUAGUUUUUCCAGACUGACUAAGGAACCAACUGUGUGAGUGUGUGUGUAUGUGUGUGUGUGUGUGUGUGUGUGUGUGUGUGUGUGUCUGUGUCUGUGUGUGUGUGUCUCUGUGUGUUGUGUGUGUCUCUGUGUGUGUGUGUGUGUGUGUGUGUGUGUGUGUGUGUGUGUGUGUGUAUUUAGGCUCGUGUGUAGAGUUGCUUUUGAACAUUGUUCAGAUAUAAGAAUAAUAAAAAGUGAGGGUUUGAGUGUCCUGCUGUCUGA
This is a messenger RNA of Labrus bergylta (ballan wrasse), 1629 nucleotides long. Lineage: Eukaryota; Metazoa; Chordata; Actinopteri; Labriformes; Labridae. The record is from RefSeq and is a predicted model, not a curated record.